Funneliformis mosseae is the source of this 1830-nucleotide messenger RNA. The record is from the annotation of a GenBank genome assembly. Lineage: Eukaryota; Fungi; Glomeromycota; Glomeromycetes; Glomerales; Glomeraceae.
AUGUCUGAAAGUCCCUCUUCAAAUUCACAAGAAAUUAACAAUGAUAGAGAUUUAUUAUCAAAUAAUAGAGUCAUUAAUGAAAGGGAUUCUUCAAAAACACAGAGAGAAAGUGAUGCAAAUACUAUGCUAAAUGAAGAAAGUCCAACUGCAACUUUAGGUGGAGACAUCAAUGCUUCCACUUUAGAGCUUUCAGAUAUUACUAUACAUGUUUGUUCAAAUUGUGGAGAUCCUGCACAAUACUUAUGUAUGGCUUGCGGACAGUCGGGACCUCGUUAUUGUUCUCCAAAAUGUCAAACUGAAAAUUGGACCAAAGGUCAUUCCUCAGUAUGUAAAGCUGCACAUGCUGGUCAGCUUUCUAAUGUAGAAAGUGGUGAAGGAAGCGUUACUGUAAGUAGAUCUAAUAGUAAGGUUUAUGCACGUGGACAAAUUGCACAAAUUAUCAAUAAAAAAGGAGGAAAUUCAACUUUAUCAUCACCCGCGAGAGUACCAUCAUUUACGAACGAGAGACCUUCGUCUACAAAUCAAGCUAGUUCGUUUGAUGAAAACCAAGUAGAUGAAUUUAGAUUCUACAUGCAACAAGUUUAUAGAAUUAUUAAACCUGUAGUUGUGUGUAUUUUAUUAUCUGUAUUUUGGGUUAAACUAUCAAUCCUUGCUCCAGAAUUUCGGUAUGAUAUGUUAUUAUAUCAAAAAUUAACAUUGGAUUUCGCCUCUAAACUAAUAGUUUUUAAUGAUAAAUUUAGACCAAAACACGCAACUCAACAAUUUGUUGAUACUUCAGAAAAUACACCCGAAUCCACUUAUUUUCUUAAUUCUUUCUUGGUUGCAGCAAUUAUAAUAGGACAAAUUAUUGUUGUUACAAUAAUUAUAGUUUGUUUAUUUAAACAUGGUAUUACAGAUCCUUAUAGGUUUCUUUAUGGUUGUGGUACUUCUACUUCUUGGAUUCAUGGGAAACCUUUUAAUGAUGAGCAUCUUAGAGGUGUUUCAAAUUCCAAUGGAUUAUAUUACGCUUAUUUUUGCAUUGUGGAACUUUGCUGCAGUAGGACUUAUUUCUGUUUUUUGGAAAGGACCUCUGUUAUUGCAACAAAUGUAUUUGACUAUUAUGUCAAGUUUGAUGGUUUAUCAUCAUGGACCACAUGGAUUUUAUUGGCGUUAUUAGCUAUUUGGGAUUUGAUUGCCGUGCUUUGUCCUUUUGGUCCUCUACGCAUUUUGGUUGAAAGCUCACGUGAUGAUCAGAGGGAGAUACCGGCAUUAUUAUAUUCUGUAAAUGCUGUAUGGUUGAUGGCAUCACCGGGACUUUCUAACCAAUUUACAUCAUUUAAUUCGUUAAGAUCAUCAUCAUCAUCUUUUCAGGGAAGGGAUCUUAGCACUCAUACUGGCGAAGAAAUUCCAUUAUCAGAAAACAUAAAAUAUAAUCGUGAUAAUCGAAAUGUUCAUGGUGAAGGUGAAGUUGAGGGAGUAUUUGUCAAUGUUAACGAUACGAAUGAGAACUCGAGAAGACAGUCUCUUCCGGAUCAACCACCGCAACCGAAUGAUGAUUCAUUGGACGAUGAUGAAGAGGAAAAAAGUGGAUUGAAAUUAGGAUUAGGUGAUUUUGUAUUUUAUAGUGUCCUUGUAGCCCAAGCUGCCUUGUUUGAUUGGAUAACAACUGUAGCUUGUAUAGUCGCCGUUCUAACGGGACUUAAUACGACUAUAUUUCUUCUUGCUAUUUAUAAGAAAGCGCUUCCUGCAUUACCAAUUUCAAUUGCUUUCGGGAUGUUAUUUUAUUUUGUUACACGUUAUACUUUAGUUCCAUAUGCACAGUUUCUUGGAUUAUUUUUAAUUGCCGUUUGA